Messenger RNA from Spea bombifrons (plains spadefoot toad), 1624 nucleotides. RefSeq names its product beta-1,3-galactosyltransferase 5 (gene B3GALT5). The coding region runs from base 348 to 1307 and encodes 319 amino acids. Gene Ontology annotation, cellular component: membrane. The transcript has 4 exons. The record is from RefSeq and is a predicted model, not a curated record. NCBI's taxonomy places the organism in Eukaryota, Metazoa, Chordata, Amphibia, Anura, Pelobatidae. Gene Ontology annotation, molecular function: N-acetyl-beta-D-glucosaminide beta-(1,3)-galactosyltransferase activity.
AUUCACUGUACCUGGAACUGUGUCUCCUCCAGCAAGCUUUGCUCCUUUAUUUUAUUUAUUGUUCUUCUGAUGAUCAAAUCCACACCAAGGGCAGCAUCUUACUAGAUCUACUUGGAAUCAACCAGAUCUGAAAGUUAUUUCUCUUUUGAUCUCUCGGAUAGAUUCUCGUAAAUCACUUCAGCUUCCGAAGACCGAGAUGGAUACGGAAACCAUUACCGACGCCCGGACUGGAAGUUUUACCAGCGAUAAAUAAUGUUCCAAGGACAUCUCUUCCUUUUGAAUCCUCCAUGGAGUGAGAGGCAUACACUGUGGUCCAGCCAGUAUUGGAAGUAUAUCCUUCAUUAAAAAUGACGACAAGACAAAAAGUGAUUGUAGGAACGGGGUUAUUUCUCGCCUGCAUGGGAGUUUUGGGGAUUUUCAUAGAGGUGCAGUUCUUGCAGUUUUGUACUUUUUGCUACCCGAGAGAAGUAUCAUUUACCCCCCCACUCAAUCAAACAAACAAUUCAAUUAUCGUUUUGCCAAAAAUAAACUGCCAGGAAAGCCCUCCUUUCUUGCUGCUGCUGGUAACGACCACCCAUAACCAAAAAGUUGCCCGCAUGGCGAUCCGAAACACGUGGGGCAAAGCUGGAAUGAUAAAAGGCAAACGCGUGGAGACCUUAUUCCUUCUGGGCGCGAGUCAAAAAGAAGACAAGGCGGGACAAGCCAGCCUUAUGGAGGAAAGUAACGUUUAUAAAGACAUUAUUCAGGGAAGCUUCAGAGACGUAUACUACAACCUAACCAUUAAAACACUCAUGGGCAUCGAGUGGAUCCACCAUUUUUGCCCGCAGACGAGCUUUGCGAUGAAAACUGACACGGACGUGUUUGUCAACACGCCCUAUCUCGUCGAUUUACUUAUCCAAAAAAAUGUAACCUCAGACUUCUUUACUGGUUUCCUAAAAAUGAACGAUCACCCCGUACGGAAUUCAUUUAGCAAAUGGUACAUAAGCCAAAGUGAAUACCCGGCCGAGGACUAUCCGCCAUUUUGUUCCGGGACUGGGUACGUCUUCUCUGUAGACGUCGCCCUGAAGAUCCACGAUAUCAUGGAUUCUGUCCCGUUCUUCAAACUGGAGGAUGUCUACGUAGGGUUGUGUUUGGACAAACUUCAAAUAACUGUACAGGAGCUUCACACGCAACAAACUUUUUUCCCGUGGAAAAAGCCUUUCUCGGUGUGCGGAUAUCAAAGCAUUGUAACGUCACACGGAGUAAGUCCCACCGAGAUGGUUAUUUAUUGGGAAGGCCUGGAGAGGUCAAAAGGUGAAAAAUGCUAAUAAUAAUAAUAAUAAAAAAAUCAGCCUUCUGCAGUAACAACGAGACUUUUAAUAAGGCCCAUACGAUAGCUUUCGGGGGGAAUUAACAGAAAAUGAGAACGAGAACAGCCUCCAUUGGAUAUUAUUGAGGUUUGGCUUUUUUUGCCACACAAUGCUGGAACUGUUCGACUUAAAAUAUCAUUAGAAAAUUAUGAUGCCCCCCCCAAAAAAAAAAGAACUGGGGAGAAAAACUCAAGGGACAUGAAUUGGAAAAAAAAAGUGGCAACAAAUAUAUCACAGAAAAUUAUAUAUUAUCAGGAAUAUUAUUGAUUGAAGAG